This is a messenger RNA of Suillus paluster, 480 nucleotides long. RefSeq lists its product as uncharacterized. Lineage: Eukaryota; Fungi; Basidiomycota; Agaricomycetes; Boletales; Suillaceae. The coding region runs from base 42 to 356 and encodes 104 amino acids. The record is from RefSeq and is a predicted model, not a curated record. The transcript has 2 exons.
GUACCUGAAUUACGUGCGUAGCUUGUCUUCAUCCCAACAUCAUGACGCGCCAUCCAUCCUUGAAAAAACAUUCCUAUAUCCAUUUUUCUAUCAGUCCACAUUGUGCAGAUGCUCUGAAACUAAGAAAAUCGAUGCAAGAUGGUUUGACGGAGACGUUUGGCAUCACAGCAUCCGGCACGUAUCUCGAUAUCCUAUGGAUCGCUGAGAGUGGAUCAGACAUCGUCAUACGCAUCUCUAUAGAGGAUGCUCCAAAGCUUAUGGCGGCCGUUGUUAUAACGCCUGCCUCACCAAGGUUUUCAAUGAUUAAACACACAAAUUUCCUCCCAUCCUUACUGUCAAGAGAGAAGUUUACGUGAUGGGCCAUGGCAAUAAAUUCUAAAGUCCCCUGGACUGUUGCUUGCAACGAGCCAUUUUUCCUUUCUCUGUAAAGUCACAAGUGCCUGUUUCGCAAUCUCGUCAAUGCACCGGUACAAUGGUACC